AUGAAGUUGAACGCGGACGAAUUGCCGCAUGUAUUGCCUCUAGUUCAAGGCGCCCUCAACCAACAGCCGACGGACCGGCUGGGACGACUUGCGCAUGUGACAGCGCUUACCAGCCUGCCAGCGAAAACCCCGCUGGAAGUUUACGUCGCAGACUGGCUUGGUGACACCGGUCAAAAACAUGUGACCGACUUCAUGCGGCGCUUGAAGAAAUGCACCGCAACGUUGCGAUGGGAAGCAGCACCAAGUGACCGAAAAUCCCAAGUCAAGUUUGCGGGUUUUUCGGUCAGCUAUUUUGUGCUUCUCGGAACGGUCGUCGACCGCCCGACAAAAUUGGCCCUGCAUUAG
This is a messenger RNA of Aphanomyces astaci, 345 nucleotides long. RefSeq lists its product as hypothetical. The coding region runs from base 1 to 345 and encodes 114 amino acids. The transcript is spliced from 2 exons. Lineage: Eukaryota; Oomycota; Saprolegniomycetes; Saprolegniales; Verrucalvaceae. The record is from RefSeq and is a predicted model, not a curated record.